UAUACCCUUCGGUGUGAUAUGCGACGUUCUCUACUGGCCAAGGACCUGACUAAGACUUGUGAAUUCAUUGUCCACUCACCACCUCAAAAAGGGAAGUUGAUGCCAAGCCCAGUGGACUUCACAAUUACACCUGAAACCUUACAGAAUGUUAAAGAGAGAGCCUCGCUCCCAAAAUUUUUCAUCAAAGGUCAUCUCAACUCGACUAACUGCAUCAUUACACAACCACUAACUGGGGAGUUGGUGGUGGAGAAUGCAGAAGCUGCAGUCAAAAGUAUUGAGCUACAGUUAGUACGUGUGGAAACUUGUGGUUGUGCUGAAGGUUAUGCUAGAGAUGCUACAGAGAUUCAGAAUAUUCAGAUUGCUGAUGGGGAUGUCUGCAGAAGCUUGUCUAUUCCAAUAUACAUGAUAUUCCCCAGGCUGUUCACCUGCCCUACACUGGAAACGACAAAUUUCAAAGUUGAGUUUGAAGUUAACAUUGUUGUCCUCCUGCAUGAUGAUCACCUCAUCACAGAAAAUUUCCCACUGAAGCUCUGCAGGGUGUGAAUAUCCACAGGAGAAUUGCUAAUGGAGGAACAAAGAAAUUCUUCAGCUACCAAAUGGAAAUUCAGUUCAUAUCUUCAAACUUAUUUUAAUUGAAGGACUAAAACAUUUGCUCAUCCCACUAUUGAUUUCUGUGUUGGAAGGGAGUGCAGUUCUCUGUAACUCUUACCAAACACUUUGUCUAUCUUCUGAUAUUAUUAGUGAAUGUGCUUUUCUGCUGAGAUCCCUGCCAGGUAUCUCUUUGAAUUCAACAGCCAUGCCUCCCUUUCUCUAUUUUUUUCCUUAAGAACCCUUAAGGGAUGUUUUUUGCACAUUCCUAUCGUGCACAACACACAGUAAGUUUCUAUGAUUAAUUGAUAAUUUAACACUUGUGCUAACUCUUUAAAUGUUUCCUUUAUAAGGAUCCUUGUAUCUAAACAGCUAACAGGCCCUGCUAUGUAUUGGUCCUUGAAGGAGAGACUGAGAGAUUAGAUGUUUUCUAAGCCACCUCACCAUAUGGAUGCUGGGAGACCUAAUGUUCAGGAAAUGUUUUGAGACCUUUGAAUGGUGUUACGGAAUUGCACCACCGUUAUUGGAGCAGCAUCACACAAAGAAUAUGAAGUGAAAAGAAACUAAGUAUGUUUCAGUUAGAUUGGGAAAUGAAUCCAUUAAUCAGGGGAACAACCUCAGAGUUAAAGCUUUUUAUUGUAACAAAGUUGAUACAACUAUCACACUCUAAUUAGCUUGGUCAGUUACUUGCAUAAGUUCUACUGCAGUGAGAGGACCAAACUGUCAAAAGAGGUUCUAGCUUGCAGUUGUGCCAGACCUCUUGCUCUUGAUUAGCCAGUCCAUGUUAAUUUCUUUUUCCCCCUACUACUGAGUUCGUUACCUACAAUCUAGUUGUGGUGCGAAAAUGUGGGUGGGUACUUUGCUCUUGUGGCAACAAAGGCAUCAGAUGAAAGUGGCUGUCAGUAUGCUUGGCUGCUACAUUGUAGUCUAGCUCUUUCCUGUGCCUGACUUUAUUGCAAGGUAGAAUACUUUACUAAAGACUGCAUAAACAUAUUUAUGUUCUGGCCACCCCAAUUAACCUUUUGCCUGCAAUAUGGUAUUAUCUGAGCCGGUUACUAGCUGCUUCCCCUUUCAUUGGAAGGUUUAGUUGACAUUUUCUGAACAUGUCAAGAUGUAACUAUGGUAGGGGAAAUGUGCCAGGCAGAAAUGAAUUUUUUUUUUUUUACUAUUUGCUGAUUUAAAAAAAAAA
Trachemys scripta elegans is the source of this 1777-nucleotide messenger RNA. RefSeq names its product VPS26 endosomal protein sorting factor C (gene VPS26C). Lineage: Eukaryota; Metazoa; Chordata; Testudines; Emydidae. Gene Ontology annotation, biological process: intracellular protein transport. The record is from RefSeq and is a predicted model, not a curated record. Gene Ontology annotation, cellular component: endosome.